CAUAUACAUAUACUUAUACAUAUAUGUAAACGUGGAGCCCUAGAAGCCCAUAUGUCUGUGUCGUUGUGUCCGUGUGUGUGUGUCCAUGUCUCUGUGUGUGUGUCCUUGUACCCAUGUCUGUGUGUCCGGGCACAGCCGUGUGUCCAUACGGGCACAGCCGUGUUCCCGCCCCAGGGUGUGCCGGCAGCCGUGCAUUUAAAAGCGGGGCUGAGCAGGGGCUGCCCAGACGGAGCCACCAGUGAACCCCGAAGCCAGCAGGGGCUGCAGCCUCCGCUCCCCAUCCCCGCGCAGUCUCAGAGCCAUGAAGGUGAAGGUUUGCACCAUCCUCAUCCUCACCAUCAUGACAACGGGCGCUCUGUGCCGGCCCGCGGUGCCGAGCGCUGCGGGGGAACCUCGCCGGCCCCCCACCAGCCUGAUCCGGCGGGACUGGCCCGAGUCCCUGUCCCAGGAGCAGCAGCACCUCAUCUCCCGGUUCCUGCCCCACAUCUUCACAGAGCUUGGGCACGUGCACGGGGACAAGGAGACAGAGGCUUUGCACGAUCACUUCUACCCUGACUGGAUGGACUUCGGCCGCCGCAGCGCUGAGGACUCAGGCGAAGCCGCGUAGUCGCCGUGCUGGCCGCGCCGAGCACCGGCACGCUCGGUGCACAUCUCGGCACAAUAAAGCUUUGGCACUACAGCUGCUGCUGCUCAAGUAUUGCUGGGAAAAGCUGGGGAAAAACGCGUA
Columba livia (rock pigeon) is the source of this 727-nucleotide messenger RNA. RefSeq names its product gastrin/cholecystokinin-like peptide. Bases 302 to 607 code for a protein of 101 amino acids. Gene Ontology annotation, molecular function: hormone activity. The record is from RefSeq and is a predicted model, not a curated record. The transcript is spliced from 3 exons. Gene Ontology annotation, cellular component: extracellular region. NCBI's taxonomy places the organism in Eukaryota, Metazoa, Chordata, Aves, Columbiformes, Columbidae.